Molecule: messenger RNA, 1385 nt
Organism: Phalaenopsis equestris
Lineage: Eukaryota; Viridiplantae; Streptophyta; Magnoliopsida; Asparagales; Orchidaceae
Product: putrescine hydroxycinnamoyltransferase 1-like
Molecular function (GO): acyltransferase activity, transferring groups other than amino-acyl groups
Source: RefSeq, a predicted model, not a curated record
ACAUUGCUAUAAAACAGCUAUCAAUCAAGCCUUCAACAGGCAAACCAAAUUGCAAAAUGAGGAACUAUCCGCCGAUCGAUUUACUGGAAAAGGGAUUAGUGAUCCCCAGCGAGGAGACCCCGGCUGAAGAGAUCUGGCUCUCCAACCUCGACCUUCUCGUUGCGCGAGCCCACACACCUACGGUCUACUUCUACCGCCGCCCACUCGAUGCGACCAGAUUCUUCUCGCCGGAAACCCUAAAGACCGCCCUUGCUCGAGCUCUCGUUCCAUUCUACCCUCUCGCCGGCCGCCUCGCUUCGGACACAGAGGGUCGUCCUUGCAUUCGAUGCACGGCCGAGGGUGCCCUCUUUGUAGUCGCCCGAUCUGAAUCGGCCGUGGACGAUUUUGGGGAUUUUGCGCCCUCCGAUGACAUUCGACGGCUUCUUGUUCCUUCCGUUGGUGCCGACGAUACUGAUCUUCCGUUGGUUAUGUUUCAGCCCACCCGCACCCUUCCCCGCCCCCGCUCCCCUCCAUCCAUAACCUCCAUCCACGUCGAAUACUCCCAACCCCCAACCUCUCCGACCUCCUCUCACCCUCCCUUCACCUCCGCCAUCCUCAAACUCUCCGAUCAUCAUCUCUCCCUCCUCAAAACCACUCCCCACAACAACAGUUCCAAACCCCCUCUCUCCACCUUCAAAGCCGUCGUCUCCCACGUCUGGCGCUCCGCCUGCAAGGCUCGCGGGCUAACCCCAACCACCCGCACCAGACUCUACGUGACCGCCGACGCCCGAUCUCGCCUCCGUUCACCUCUGCCCGCCGGCUACUUCGGGAACGCCAUCUUCCGCGUGUCGGCGGAGGCUGCGACGGAGGAGGUGUUGGAAUUCGGAGCGGCGGCGAAAAUCGAUGGGAUGACGAAGCGGAUUGAUGAUGAGUUUGUUAGGUCAUUGGUGGAUUACUUGGAGGAGAAGGUGGAUGAGGUUGGUGUGAGGAAAGGGGGGUGGGUGAUGCCGGAAAGCGACCUUUGGGUGAUUAGUUGGAUGGGUUUGCCAAUCUAUGAAGCCGAUUUCGGAUGGGGAAAGCCGUUCUAUAUAGCGUGUUUGCAGUUUGGUGGGUUGGUUUAUAUUGUGCCGGGUUCGCCUGAGGACGAGGAGUGUAGGGUUUCGGUGGUGAUGGCGAUGGAGGAGGAGAACAUGGGCCGGUUUAAGGAGGUGUUUUAUGAAGAGAUUGGUGGUGUUGAGUCGGCUCGGCUCUGAACCGGAUGGGUUUAGGUUUAAUUCGGUGGAGUUAUUUUUUAUUUUAUUUUAUUUUAUCCGAAAUUUAAAAUUACAGCGCCUAGUUCAUUCAAAAAAAUCAAUUAAAAAAUUGUAAGUACAUAUAUCUUCUAUUCUCUUAAAUUGAAGAAUAUG